This is a messenger RNA of Zingiber officinale, 2036 nucleotides long. RefSeq names its product conserved oligomeric Golgi complex subunit 8-like. The transcript is spliced from 12 exons. Bases 100 to 1845 code for a protein of 581 amino acids. Lineage: Eukaryota; Viridiplantae; Streptophyta; Magnoliopsida; Zingiberales; Zingiberaceae. Gene Ontology annotation, cellular component: COG complex. Gene Ontology annotation, biological process: intra-Golgi vesicle-mediated transport. The record is from RefSeq and is a predicted model, not a curated record.
UAUAAUUUACUUUCGCACGCAGGACCUUGAAGGAAACCGGAAGCAGAUCUGCAAGCAGAGAUCUGAUACGACUUCCGUUUUCCAACGUGCUGAUUCGCCAUGGAAGUCCAGAUGAGGAGCCUAUCCGGAAGAGCAGAUGGAGAAGAGGAGGAGGCGACGACAGUGUCGGCGCUUCGACUCCUCCCCUUUGCUGGGACCGCGCAGCAGCACUACGUCUCCGAGCUCCUCUCGUUUACCCUUGAUCGCCUGCACAAGGAGCCAGAGCUUCUUCGCAUCGAUGCGGAGCGCAUUCGGAGGCAGAUGCAGGAGGUGGCCGUCGGUAACUACCGUGCCUUCAUUGCCGCUGCAGAUGCCGUCUCCUUCAUCAAGGAGCAGCUUUCUGGAUUCGAUAAACACCUUGAUUCUUUGAUAACAGAGAUCCCAAAUCUUACAGCUGGUUGCACAGAGUUUAUUGAAUCAGCACAGCAAAUUUUGGAGGAAAGGAAGUUCAACCAGACGCUACUUGCGCAUCACAGCACUUUGCUUGAUUUGCUUGAAAUCCCCCAGCUAAUGGACACAUGUAUAAGGAAUGGCAACUAUGAGGAAGCCCUUGAUCUUGAAGCUUUUGUCAGCAAGUUGUCAAAAAUGCAUGUCGAGUUGCCUGUCAUUCAGGCAUUGGAAGCAGAAGUUAGAAAGACGAUGCAAUCUAUGCUAUCCCAGCUUCUUCAGAAACUUCGUUCAAACAUUCAGUUGCCUGAAUGUCUGCGGAUUGUUGCGCAUCUUCGUCGAAUAGGAGCAUUCACUGAAUCUGAGUUACGUUUGCAGUUUUUGAGGUGCAGAGAGACGUGGCUUUCUGGAAUUCUGGAUGACUUAGACCAGAGAAAUGUUUAUGAGUACUUGAAAGGGAUGGUCAGUUGCCACAGGACGCAUCUAUUUGAUGUUGUUAACCAAUAUAGGGCUAUCUUCAACAAUGAUAAAUCUGGGAGUGAGGAGAACUAUGAUGGUGGACUUCUUUUCAGUUGGGCCAUGCAUCAAAUAAGAAAUCACCUAAGCACUCUAGAAGCUAUGCUUCCCAAAAUCACUGAAGGUGGAUCCUUGUCAAAUAUUCUUGAUCAGUGUAUGUACUGUGCAAUGGGCCUGGGCUUAGUUGGACUUGAUUUUAGAGGCUUGCUUCCUCCACUUUUUGAAGGUGCAGUCAUCAACUUAUUCUCAAAGAAUAUGAGUACUGCAGUCAAGAAUUUUCAGAUUGUCUUAGAUUCGCACCGUUGGGUCCCUUUGCCAUCCGUUGGCUUUGCAAGUAAUGGAUCAAUGGAUGAAAGCAAUGAUGAUGUAGCACCACCCUCUGCACUGAUGGAGCAUCCACCUAUAGCCAUUUUUGUCAAUGGUGUUUCUGCUGCUAUGAACGAACUUCGACCAUGUGCUCCAGUAAGCUUGAAGUACAUUCUGGCUCAAGAGGUUGUCCAAGGCCUACAGGCAGUUUCUGACUCCUUGGUGAGGUACAAUGCCAUGCGGGUGCUCCGAGGAAACGAAUCUACUCUUUUUUUGUCUCUUUGUCGCGCUUUCGUGGAGGUAGCUUUUCCAUAUUGUGCCACUUGUUUCAACCGCUGCUAUCCAAAUGGAGCAUCCUUGAUCAUGGAGCACAGGAGUAUGUUAGACUGUCUAAGUCUGCUGUUUGCGACCCCUCCUGUCAGAGGAUUGAAAGAUUCCUUGGUGAGCAAGGAAGCUAAGCAACCAGUGGAGGCCGUAGCCGUUGCCAUAAUGACCGACCAUGAAGCUCCAGCCAAUGGUGAAAAAUCAGAGACAGACAAUCACGCUGAAGAAAUUGGCGCAGAAGUAGAGUCAACAAAGAUACAAAGUGAUCACUAGGUUAUGAUCUAUAUUUAUCAAUCAGAUUGAUCAAUCCAGCUUUUUCAAUCGUUUGACAAUGGUCUCAAUCACAUAUAUUUGAGAUUGGAACUUGAUAUUUUUAGCGCUAUAAAUUUCUCUAGUUCGAGGUUAUUGUUCAAAAAAAAAUGUGGAGCAACUAUCAUCAAUAGUUGAAAUGUUUUUACCUUAUA